GUAAGUGGAUUUUGGGAAAGGUGGUCAACCCGGAAAGUUCAGUUUAACUCUCUGGCAGAAUGGUGGGAAGUGGGCACGAAAAUCAUGUCGAAUCUGUUGAACGUUUUUUCAAGAGUUAUCGCCCAAGAACGGAACAGGGAAGAGAGAGCGUGCAAAAGGAGGGUAGAAUAUGCGGAGAAGAGAAUGAAAGAGCAUCCGAUAUCGGCAGUGGCGUGGUGCAAGGAGAGGGUGAAGAGACUUGAGGAGUGGGACAGACUGCAGCAAGAAAAAGCAGAGGUUUGGGCAGAUAGGUUGAGAGUUAAAAAUAUCUCGGUGUAUGACCGGAUGUCUAAGGAGUCUUUCCAGCGGCUGCUCCCACGGAGAUCUUCACAACCAAUGAAGGAGUUGGCCCACCUGUUCCACGACUCAGAGCCCAGAGCCUCCAAACCAGCAGAGCUAUGUGAAUAUGCCGCCUGUUACUUCCAGGACAUCCUAACGUCAAGAAGACAAGGGGAGGGCGCCAACGCCGAUUUGUCCAAAGAGAGCCUGCACUGGCAAAAUUUAAAGGUUAGGCUGCCGGUACAAGGAAGACUAGACCUUGAUAGACCUAUCAGGGUGGAGGAAGCAAAGGCUACGAUGGCAGAAGGGAAGGUGCCUGGCGAUGAUGGUCUACCGGUGGAGUUUUACUCCACCUUUUGGCACAUUCUGGGAGAGGAUUUAGUGUCCAUUUUUAAUGGCAUACUGGUAGGAGAAAAUCUCCCUCGCAAUGCAUGUAAUGGCAUCAUAUCGGUGCUUUUCAAGAAAGGCGACAAGAGUGAAAUCAGGAAUUGGCGGCCAAUUUCACUCCUGAAUGUUGCGUACAAGAUUCGUGCUAAAGUGCUCGCCAGUCGUUUGGGGAGAUACUCACCAGAAUUGGUGUCGGUGGACCAGGCUGCCUUCGUCAGAGGAAGAUCUAUCUUCGUGAAUAUUAUCACGGCAAUCGAGGUAAUGGAAACAGUGCAAGAGGAGAACAUGGACUUUGCUGUUUUACUCCUGGACAUGGAAAAAGCAUAUGACCGGGUUAACUGGUCAUAUGUUUUAACCACUCUCAAGAUCCUGGGCUUUGGUGAUUGCUUUUGCAAAUGGGUGGUUGAUAACCAAGAUGAACUGCUGCAACAAAGAGUGUUAAACCGGCUGGCUACAUGGGGGAAAGCUCCUCACCUCUCGUUAAUGGGGAGAGCUUUAGUGGUGAAUGUGGCCUUAUUCGCUCUCCCCUGGUAUGUGGGUAGGGUGCGACCGUUAGGCACCAAGACAAGGGCGGUGGUGAGAAGAAGAGCAGCGAGAUUCAUCUGGAAACCCUGUGGUUCAGAGUCGGAAGGGUUUAUAUCGAAGGUCGCGUGUCAUAGCAGGCAAGAAGGAGGCCUGGGCUUGAAAGACCCGGGCAAACAGAAUAUGGCAAUGCUUGCGGCAUGGAUCCCCAAAGCGAUGGCAGCCAACGAGGACGAACAUUGGGUGUUUGUGGCGGAAAGCCUGUUGAUGAAGAGCUGGCACCUGAGGAGGAGGGAGGACGUUUGGGCCUGUGUUAAUAUAGACUCGUAUCUGCGUCGACCCGUAUGCUCCGAAUUGUGGACAGGAAUCCUGAAGGCCUGGAAGAAAGUUAAACCGGACAAGUGGUCAGACCCGGUAACGAAGCAAGAGGUGCUAAUGCAGGUCAUCUUUGAGAACCCACUGGUUAAAAACAGAGAGGGGAGGUGGCUAGCUGCAGACAGGAAGCCAGGCAGCUUUGGUAGGACCUGGAUAGAGAAGGGUGUGGUUCGAAUAAGAGAUAUCUGGGACGAGUUUAGAAAUGACUGGCGGGUAGCAGAGGAACUGGAUAUGGGCAACCUCAAGCGAGUGGAGGAAAAACUGGCAGAGAUUAUAGAAGCCAUCCCAGCCUCUUGGAAGGAUCUUCUGGACCCAGGGAGCCUAGAUCCACCGGGCACCUGGUACACAGAUAAGAUGACCCGAGAUGCCACUCAUUUCUGGAAACUCGUCUGUUACAAGGAGGAAGGAGGUCGGGAGCGGAGGGGAGCAAACAGCUCUUCAGUUCAGCUGGCUCUUGCGAUGAGGAUGGUCAACCUGCUAGACCACCACCGGUGUUAGCACAAGUUAGAGUCAGGGAGUCGUGUGAUGAAGAAGGAGAGUGGUCUGUAUCUCUGUGGGGGAAUGGUGGUCUAAUUUCUGAGGCUAGAGUUGACCCGAAACAAUGGUCUUGGAGAGGGAGGGGGGAAGAGGGAUCCGAUCUGUUAGUUCUGGAUUACACGACCGAACUGGGGUAUAAUCUCCAAAAUCGGUCCCGACUGCCUCAGAUGGUGGCUGCUGACAGAUGGGUGAGGGUACUUCACGUGGAGCCGGAAUUUGUUAUCAGGUUUGUGCUUGAGUUGGUGGUUUGUCACGAUGCUCCGGACUUCUAUUUGCAGGGUUGUGGUUGACCUCUUACAACAAGGACGCGGCAAGUAUGUCUGUGUCUAAAGUGGUCAAAGUUGAUCAUCCCCCGUGUCGUUUCAAUCCUCUCUAUUCAGAUGAUGGACGGGUAGUUAAGCUUAUUCGCAAAGAAAAUUGGAGAGCCCAACAUAAUCAAGUGAAUCCAACCGUCACGUUGACACCAGAAAUGAUCAGUUGGCUAGUAUCAUGGAAGGGGGUGAAAUCCUUACAGCAAACUCUUUCUUGAAUGUAGAAGUUAAUAAUGUUAUAUUAGCGGAGAUUCAUGCCUGUGCGAUGCGAAAGCGGGCAGUCAGUUGGGGAGGUUUUGACUGUCAGGUCACUCUAUAUGCUGGCUCUGAUUUUUUCUACAAUGAUUGGAUGGAUGAGGUUUUCGUUGUUGUAAGAAAAAUGAUGAAGGACAUGAUAAUCAAUGUUGCUAGGACUA
Molecule: messenger RNA, 2866 nt
Organism: Chara braunii
Lineage: Eukaryota; Viridiplantae; Streptophyta; Charophyceae; Charales; Characeae
Source: the annotation of a GenBank genome assembly